UCCAUGAAGACUCUUUAUAAUACACAAAAGAUGGCUCCUACAUUAGCAUUUCACUUUCUUUCUUUGGUCCUUUUCUUCGUUACGAUGGGUGAAGGAAUCAUUGUUGAAGACAUGAAAAUAGAGUUACCAGAUCAAAAGGAUAUCGAGGAAGCUAAACAAUCAAAUCAUUUGCAUAACUUAAUCGAUGAAGCUAAAAAACCUAAUUACAAUUCUGAAGAUAUUACCCAUGAUCCCAAUCCUUGGCUCCCUUGGGGUAGUCGUGAAACCAAAAAACCUAUUUACAAUUCUGAAGUUAAUACCCAUGAUCCUAAUCCUUGGCUCCCUUGGGGUAGUCGUGAAAUCAAAAAACCUAUUUACAAUUCUGAAGUUAAUACCCGUGAUCUUAAUCCUUGGCUCCCUUGGGGUAGUCGGGAAACCAAAAGACCUAUUUACAAUUCUGAAGUUAAUACCCGUGAUCCUAAUCCUUGGCUUCCUUGGGGUAGUCGUGAAACCAUAAAACCUAUUUACAAUAAUGAAGUUAAUACCCGUGAUCUUAAUCCUUGGCUCCCUUGGGGUAGUCGUGAAAUCAAAAGACCUAUUUACAAUUCUGAAGUUAAUACCCGUGAUCCUAAUCCUUGGCUCCCUUGGGGUAGUCGUGAAACCAAAAGACCUAUUUACAAUUCUGAAGUUAAUACCCGUGAUCCUAAUCCUUGGCUCCCUUGGGGUAGUCGUGAAACCAUAAAACCUAUUUACAAUAAUGAAGUUAAUACCCGUGAUCUUAAUCCUUGGCUCCCUUGGGGUAGUCGUGAAAUCAAAAAACCUAUUUACAAUUCUGAAGUUAAUACCCGUGAUCUUAAUCCUUGGCUCCCUUGGGGUAGUCGGGAAACCAAAAGACCUAUUUACAAUUCUGAAGUUAAUACCCGUGAUCCUAAUCCUUGGCUCCCUUGGGGUAGUCGUGAAACCAUAAAACCUAUUUACAAUAAUGAAGUUAAUACCCGUGAUCUUAAUCCUUGGCUCCCUUGGGGUAGUCGUGAAACCAAAAAACGUAAUUACAAUUCUGAAGCUGAUACACAUGAUCCUAAUCCUUGGCUCCCUUGGGGUAGUCGUGAAACCAAAAAAUCUAAUUACAAUUCUGAAGUUAAUCCCCGUGAUCCUAAUCCUUGGCUCCCUUGGGGUAGUCGUGAAAUAAACAAACUUAAUUAUGAUUCUGAAGUUAAUACACGUGAUCCUAAUCCUUGGCGUCCUUGGGGUAGUCGUGAAACCAAAAAACAUAAUUUCAAUUCAGAAGUUUAUACCCGUAAUCCUAAUCCUUGGCUCCCUUGGGGUAGUCGUGAAGUCAAAAAACCUAAAUAUAAUUACAAAAUUAAAACUCAUGAUCCCAAUCCUUAUAUUGAUCACACAGAUGCUUUUGAGAAGGGAUUUUUCAACCUAGAGGAUCUUCAUGUUGGAAAUGUAAUGACCCUCCAAUUUUCUGUUCAAGAGAUUCCUCACUUUUUUUCAAGAAAAGAAGAGGCUGACUCAAUUCCUUUCUCAGUAUCACAAUUCUCAAGUGUUCUCCAACUUUUUUCAAUCCCAGAAGACUCUCUUGAAGCCAAAACCAUGAGAGGCACACUUGAACAUUGUCAAGAAGAAACUGUCGUAGGAGAGACCAAAAUAUGUGCCAACUCUGUAGAGUCCAUGUUUGAAUUUGUUGACACAAUAAUUGGUUCAGAAAACAAGCAUAAUAUUCUCAGAACUAGUUAUCCUUCACCUACAGCUGCUCCUCUUCAGAAAUACACCAUUUUGAAAGUAUCCCAUGACAUUGAUGCUCCCAAAUGGGUCUCUUGCCACCCACUCCCAUAUCCAUAUGCAGUUUACUAUUGCCACACCAUGGCUACAGGGACUAGAGUGUUCAAAGUCACACUUGUUGGUGAUAAGAAUGGAGAUAAAAUGGAAGCUCUUGGCAUGUGCCAUUUGGAUACAGCUGAUUGGAACCCAAAUCAUAUGAUAUUCAAGACACUGAAAGUUAAGCCUGGGAAGAAUACUCCAGUGUGUCACUUCUUUUCUAUAAAUCAUCUUUUGUGGCUUCCAUUGCCAGAUUCAAAAGUCACCAUGUGAAGUCAGUUAAUAUAUCAUUGUGUAUAAUUAGCAACAGUAUGCAUGCUUGUGAGUGAUGAGUGAUGAGUGAUGAGUGAUGAGUGAUGAGUAGUUUCCUAUGUGUAUUCCUUGUUACUUGUUUUAUGUAUCAUAAAUAAAAUAAUGCUUGCUUGUUAAUAUUUGUAAGCAUGAUCAAGGUUACACAACACGAUCGAAAAAUAUAAAUUUGGACUUCUUGCAAGAUG
Lathyrus oleraceus (garden pea) is the source of this 2300-nucleotide messenger RNA. RefSeq lists its product as uncharacterized. The transcript has 2 exons. NCBI's taxonomy places the organism in Eukaryota, Viridiplantae, Streptophyta, Magnoliopsida, Fabales, Fabaceae. The record is from RefSeq and is a predicted model, not a curated record. The coding region runs from base 4 to 2076 and encodes 690 amino acids.